CGUUUGAAGGUGUCACGAAAUGUUGAAUUGAUCAAAGCAGAAAAAAGAAAUACUGCCCAACCUAUUAAGGCAGGUUUUUCGUGUUCUUACGGUCAGAAGAGCGUGAAAAAUGUUGCUGUUCUUGAGUUGCAUCGCAGCUCUUGUCUUCACCUCGUUUGCAGAUUGUGAUCAACCACUUUUUUCAAAAAGCAAUGUUUCAUCAUCUUCUUCGCUGUCAGCGGAUUUCUGCGCUGGGCACGCGCAGUUGAACUCCCUAAACGCUUGGUGCCCACAACAGAACUUCACCCAAAAUGAAUUUAUUCAGCUGGUGUUUCCCACCCCUCAGCUGAUAUCCCGGAUCAAGAUAGCAGGGGAGGGGUCCCCGGGGGUCAACAUGACCGCAAGACGAGUGACCAAGUACCGGCUGAUGAUAAGUAAAGAUGGGGAGAACUUCCAGUUCUUGAAAAAGGUUGGCGCUGAUGAUUUCUCGUUGAGUGUCAUUGUGCAUGGUGUUCGACUGGUCCCUGUGGACUCGGAGGUUUUCCCCUGCAUGAGACUGGAAGUCUUUGGAUGUGACCCCCCGUCCCCCGAGCUUUGCAGUAAUCAAAAUGGAGGCUGCUCUCAGCGUUGUAUUCAGCAUUCAAAGUACUGCAUAUGGGGCAAGUGUUUCCUGAGCUGUCUCAACGACUGGAUGUGCACUAAGUUCGUGGAGUGUGACUGUAACAAAGGUUACAAACUCAACGAAGACAAAAAGACAUGCUCAGAUAUCAAUGAAUGCCAAGUUUAUAAUGGUGGCUGUGACCAUAAUUGCACCAACUCCAUCGGCAGCUACGAUUGCUCCUGCCGUAAAGGCUUCCUUCUCGGCGCCGACCGACACACAUGCAAUGACGUAGACGAGUGUUUGGAUGAUAAUGGAGGAUGUGAACAGAUUUGUCAUAACAGGGCCGGUAGUUAUGAAUGCGAGUGCCGAGUGGGGUUCACAAUGAACGCAGAUAAGCACAAUUGUACCGAUAUCAACGAAUGUCUUGUCAAUAAUGGAGGCUGCAGCCACGGGUGCGUCAAUUUGGUCGGAAGGUACUAUUGUUCAUGUCCGAAGGGAUUUGAGGUCGGUGCAAGCGGCAAGACAUGUGUAGAUAAGAACGAGUGUUUGCUGGCUAAUGGAGGAUGCGAGCACUAUUGCGAAAACACCAAUGGCAGCUAUCACUGCUUCUGUCGCCCGGGAGGAUAUGAGCUCUACGACACGUAUAAAUGCAGAGACAUCGAUGAAUGCUCUCGAAGUACCGACAAGUGUGAUGACGCGUCGACCACGUGUCAUAACUACGAGGGGGACUACGAGUGCCGAUGCCGCAAAGGAUACAAGCACAUCCCUAACACGAGAUUCAAGUGCGAACGCAUCUCAUGUCCAGCCCUAGCACAAGCCACGGGCACCACCAUCACCCCGCCAGAGUGCAUGCAGGGCAACGGGCGCAAAGUGGGCGAUAAAUGCACCACAACCUGUCAAACCGGUUAUGAGCUUGGCCAACAAUCACCGUAUACAAUGACGUGCCUAGACACAGGGCUGUGGGACAUUCCGCCAGUCAGCUGCAAGCCGGUUCGAUGUCCAAUUUUAUCUGCUCCUGCAAAUGGUGACGUGUCCCCGUCCUUUUGUAAGACUUCCGGCAAUACUUUCGGACAGAUGUGCUACUACACGUGCAAUCCAGGCUACCAGACCCCUGACAAUACAAAGCGUCAGUGCCUGCGAACGGGGAAAUGGGACAUUAGCGCCACGCCUACAUGUACAAAGAUUUACGUCAAACCCUGGAUUAACUGUCCUCUUGACGUCAUUGUUGUCUUGGGAGACACCUCAAACACUGCUGACGUCACUAGCAAACUGCAGAAGCCUACCAGUAACAUGAAGAACGUGAGAAUGACCCCUGAUAAGUAUAACGGCAACCUGCUUUUCCCGGCCGGUCAGACCACUCUCACUUACACGGCCACAAACGGUAACGGCGAGACUGCUCAGUGUACUACCGAUAUCAUAGUGGAAGAUCGCACCGCGCCCCUUGUGGUGUACUGUCCGGCGGACAUCGAGAAGACCAUUACGGGUUCCUCCACCACUGUCACGUGGAAAGCACCGGAAUUCAAGGACAACGUUAAUGUUACAAAGGAGACGACGACCCAUAGUCCUGGAAGCCAGUUUUCACUUGGUCUCACGAGGGUAUAUUACGCUGCCGUAGACGCGGCUGGCAACAGAGCACACUGCGAAUUCAAAGUCAAUGUCAAAGCAAAACAGUGCCCUAACCCAGUACAACCUGACAAUGGUAAACUUAACUGCCAGAUCUUUGGCGUUACUCAUUGGUGCACCAUAGCAUGUAACCCCGGCACACAGACAUUCCUAUACACAUUUGGCACAAGCUGCAGCUCAGCUGCUACGGCUACCUGGCAACCCAUCCCCGACUGUGUUGACGCCGUAACUGAACCUGCCAGUGGAGUCUGUCCAGAUGGGAAGAUCAAACAAAAGAGUCUUUCGGGCUAUCCCAACUAUAUCAAAUACUGCGUUGCCUGUCCCAGAGGGUACAAGUAUGAAGCUAAGGACUGCGUCAAGUGCCCGGUGGGGUACACAAGCGCCGGUAGCUCUAGCACUUCGUGUACCAAGUGUGGGCCAGGCACGUCUAACAAGCAGCCCGGGUCCAAGAACUGCUAUGACCUGUGCAAGGCUGGCAAGUGGUCGAGUGAUGGCUUCGACAAACCGCUGAACACUGUUGGCUGUGCCCCAUGCUCUAAGGGCUACUACUCGGAUGUUUACGGCGCCAAAUCCUGCACUCAGUGCCCCAAUGGCCGAGGGAGCCAAGACGGCUCAGGAAUGCGUCGACGUUGACGAAGGUUCAGGUCAAGUCUAAACUGAAAGAGGAAACCGGGAGAUGAGUUUCUCAGUGAUAUCAAAAUAAAAGUAAAGUAAAAAUUA
Messenger RNA from Nematostella vectensis (starlet sea anemone), 2923 nucleotides. Its product is annotated as signal peptide, CUB and EGF-like domain-containing protein 2. Gene Ontology annotation, molecular function: calcium ion binding. NCBI's taxonomy places the organism in Eukaryota, Metazoa, Cnidaria, Anthozoa, Actiniaria, Edwardsiidae. The record is from RefSeq and is a predicted model, not a curated record. Bases 110 to 2836 code for a protein of 908 amino acids. The transcript is spliced from 19 exons.